Molecule: messenger RNA, 900 nt
Organism: Fusarium keratoplasticum
Lineage: Eukaryota; Fungi; Ascomycota; Sordariomycetes; Hypocreales; Nectriaceae
Product: Nascent polypeptide-associated complex subunit beta
Exons: 4
Coding region: 1-900 (299 amino acids)
Cellular component (GO): cytosol; nascent polypeptide-associated complex
Source: RefSeq, a predicted model, not a curated record
AUGGAUAUAUCCUCCCAGGUCACAGAGUGGAGAGCUAGGAGCAUGCCCUGUGCUGUGCGGCUUUACCCCACGAGCCAGGCCUACAACGUCACGGGCGUCAGUCAAUGGCGCAAGUGGAAAGUGGAGGGCGGGUCACACACAGCGAGAGAGCCCCCUCCUUCCCUCGGCGAAAUGGUAGUUCCACAGGCGAAAACUCUUGGCACGCACAAAAUCUACUUUGAUCCAUCACCACCGUUCGAAGCCGACGGCGACAAACAGCUCAAUACCCACGCCUAUCUCACCGGUACGCCGCCCAACCCGCGCCCGCACGCUUCCCCGGGCAUCUUUGCCUGCAACACUCGAUUUUCCCCGUCCGAAUCCGUCUCAGCUGACGAGCAUUGCUGCAGUUUCGAUCGAGUCUCCCCCGAUCCCCCGCAUCGAAAUUCGCCCAUCAUGUCCGACGUCCAAGAGCGCCUCAAGAAGCUUGGCCUGGGUGCCCGAACUGGGUAUGUUUUUGCGCACUUCGACGGCACUCCCCGAAGAAAGGUCAAGCGUGCGCCCGCCCGCUCCGGCGCCGACGACAGGAAGCUUCAGCAGACCCUCAAGAAGCUGAACACUCAGCCCAUCCAGGCCAUUGAGGAGGUCAACAUGUUCAAGUCUGACGGCAACGUCAUUCACUUUGCUGCCCCCAAGGUCCACGCUGCCGUCACCUCCAACACCUUCGCCAUCUACGGCAACGGUGAGGACAAGGAGCUGACCGAGCUCGUCCCCGGCAUCCUUAACCAGCUCGGCCCCGACUCGCUCGCCUCCCUCCGCAAGCUCGCCGAGAGCUACCAGAACAUGCAGAAGGAGAAGGGUGAGGACGAGGACGACAUCCCCGACCUCGUCGAGGGUGAGAACUUCGAGAGCAAGGUCGAGUAA